Messenger RNA from Penicillium verhagenii, 1113 nucleotides. RefSeq lists its product as uncharacterized. NCBI's taxonomy places the organism in Eukaryota, Fungi, Ascomycota, Eurotiomycetes, Eurotiales, Aspergillaceae. The record is from RefSeq and is a predicted model, not a curated record. Bases 1 to 1113 code for a protein of 370 amino acids. Gene Ontology annotation, molecular function: protein binding. The transcript has a single exon.
AUGAAAGAAAAACUCGGCGAAGAACAUCCCUGUACACUGAUAAGUAUGGUCAAUCUGGCAUCGAUAUUUUCUAGUCAGGGGCGGUUUGCUGAAGCUGAAGCACUCGAAGUACAAGUGAUGAAAACUCGCAAGAGGAAGCUUGUUGAAAAUCAUCCAGAUACACUCACAUGCAUGGACGAUUUAGCAUGUAUUUAUUCCAACCAGGGCCGUUGGGACGAGGCUGAGAAGCUUGGGAUUGAGGUCCUGGAAAUGCGCAAGACAAAACUCGGGCACGAUCAUUUGGACACUUUGGCUAGUAUGGCUGGCUUAGCAUCAAUAUACCGGGACCAAGAUAAGUAUGAUGAGGCUGAGAAGCUUGGAUUUGAGGUCCUGGAAAUGAGAAAGACAAAACUCAGGGACGAUCAUUCGGACACUUUGGUUAGUAUGGGUCUCCUCGCAUCAAUAUAUUGGAACCAAAACAGAUAUGAUGAGGCUGAGCAGCUUGAGGCUCACUUGUUGGAGGCGAAUAAGGCAAAUCUUGGCAAGGAUCACCUCGAUACUUUUAUGCGUAUGUCCAAUCUAGCAACAAUAUACUUUAAGCAGAGUCAGAGCCGAUGGGAGGAAGCCGAGCUGCUUUUUGUGCAGGUUAUAGUUGCCUAUAAGUCAAAGCUUGGCUUGGAUCAUUCUGAUACAUUGACGUGCAUGGUCAACCUUGCUUUCAUAUAUCGAGGUCAGCGCCGGUGGAAGGAGGCAGAACAGCUUUACUUGCACGUCAUGCAGACUCGCAAGACAAAACUUGGCGUCGAUCAUCUCGACACGAUUACGAUCAUGAUACACCUAGCUAUGGCGUAUUUCCAGCAACGUCGAUGGGAAGAGGCAGAACUGCUCUUUGUCCAGGUGUUAGAGUCUCGCAAGGGGAUACUUGGCGAGAAUCAUCCUGAAAUUCUGAAUAGUAUGCAAUGCCUUGCUUGGACUUGGAAACUUUGGGGCCACCGCGACACCGAAGCCAUCAACUUGCUGAAAACCUGCAUAGAAAAGCAGAAGACAACGUUGGGUCUCAAUCAUCCCGACACUUUAUCCAAUGCAGAACAAUUGCUUGAAUGGGAAAUGGAUAUUUUACAAGUGAACACUUGA